AUGACACUCAUUCAUUGUCUUAGUGCUUUUCUGACAAUUGUUUCAAUAUGCUGCGCUCAACAACUGCAUGAAACAAGCGCCCUUCAUUCCUUCAGUUACCGUGAUCAGGAGGCACCUCAGGAAUCAAUAUCUAAUAGCUUCAUAAGCACAACAGUGCAAGCAACAAGCACAGGAACCGUUGAAAACACAAACACAGCUACCAAUACGGCCGCACCAUCAGCAGCGGCAGGCGAUACAGCUGCUGACUAUGUUAUAUUUGCCAAGGCCGGUAUUACCAAAGAAGAUGGCGAUGCUUUCGGAAAUACGCUUGCCAACAUGGUGGGAGAACCUAACAUGGACGCCAUAUAUAACGAACUCGAUACUCCUUUUAUCUGGCGCGCAAACCUCAGUCCCGACCAGCUUGACAAAGUCAAAGCCGACAGUGUCGUUUCUGAAGUUCAGCCUAACGAGAGUGCCACACGUGAUACUGUGAACCCAGGCCCAGCUUCAACUCAAGCAUCGUCACCCUCUCGGCAGAAGCGAGCAGAGGCCUCAGGGGUCCCUACUGCAGAUAACGACAUAUUCGAUUUACGAACGCUUUCGACUCCACCGCACAUGGCUACUUUACCCGAUUACCGCUUUGAUGAUUCGGGUGGCAAGGGCAUAACCGUAUUCGUGAUCGACACGGGGCCAUUUGUCUUGAAGCAUGACGAGUUUGCGCCGCCUGCAACAAAAGCCACCCGCCGGGAGUUGAGAUUAACAAAAAACAAAAAGUCCACCCUCGAAGACACUCAACAUGGAACUUGCGUAGCUUCAAAGGUCGUCGGGAAAACGGCUGGAUCAGCAGUGGGCGCGAAUCUGGUUGCAAUACAAAUCGAGCCACACGGAUUCGGGCUCAUAGAUGGUUUCCAAGCGGCAUUGAACGAGAUUAAGAGGAAGAAGCUAAAAGGGAAAGCUGUUGUUACGACCUCUAUUCUAGUGCGGCCGCGCCAUGUUUGGUUAAAAACCGAGACACGACGUCUCGUUGAGGGCUUUGUCGAAGAGGAUGUACCUUUUAUUACGGCAGCUGGGAACUUUGCCGAACAAGGUAUCACAGAGCCAGAUACGCUACCGGCCAUCUUGGCAGACGAGCUUCCUAUAAUUGUGGUGGGUGCAGCGACCAAGGAUUUCAAGAUGGCCGCCGCAAGUCAGCGCGGUCGCCUCUUGACGACUUGGGCGGUUGGCGAAGAAAUCAAAUGCGCCGACCCGUCUGAUUUAUCCGGCCUUGCAACGGUCUCAGGAACCUCCUUCGCCGCUCCUCAAGUUGCCGGCAUUGCAGCAUAUUGGAUGGCGCACCCGGAUUAUAGUAAGAAUUUCGUCCCAGGCAAGGUUUCCACCAACAUGCGCAACAUCUUGGGAAUACUUUCAUAUCCGCGCAUCGAUGGUCCAGAUUACCCCUCAAUAGCCUGGAAUGGGUAUGACAUAGCCGAAACAUGCAAAGGCGUGAGAGGUACGCGUCGAAAGAGACGUGAUCUCUCUCAAGCGUGUUCAUUUGCCCCGAAGUCGGCACCCGCAAGUGCUGCAAGUAGCGCAACACCAAGCGCAUCUGCCGGAGCGGCAUCACAGCCGAUGUGCGGAACUUGUGGAGAUGAUGUUUCACGCCAUUACGAAGUGGUUAUCGGAGGGCUGUCAGAUUGCACGGGGGCUGAAGACGUGAAGUCUGCCUGCGAGGCCACCGAGGGAUGCGAAUGUAAGUUUGCUUGA
Messenger RNA from Colletotrichum truncatum, 1722 nucleotides. RefSeq names its product subtilisin-like protease. NCBI's taxonomy places the organism in Eukaryota, Fungi, Ascomycota, Sordariomycetes, Glomerellales, Glomerellaceae. Gene Ontology annotation, biological process: proteolysis. The record is from RefSeq and is a predicted model, not a curated record. Gene Ontology annotation, molecular function: serine-type endopeptidase activity.